AUGGCGCUUGGUGCGCAAGAAACCUCGCAGCUGCGGAGUGCUCUCCAAGACGCCACGGUAAAGUGCUCCGAGAGAUGUCUCUACCAGUCGGCGAAAUGGGCUGCCGAACUUCUCAAUGCGCUCCCCGAAACUGCAGACGCAGACGACGACGACGGCGGCGCCCCCGCGGAUGGGUUGAGUGGCACUUCGCCGAUAUACACACCGAACCCAGACCCCGAGGAAGCUGCCCUCGAGGCCAAGGAGCUGAGCAAGUACCUGCUGGCCAAGUCGCUCUUCGACUGCAAGGAGUUUGACCGAUGCGCCGCCGUUUUCCUGCCAGAGUCUUUGAUAUCGUCCGUCCUGUCAUCGCGCCCCGACGCCACCGUGCCGACGGCGUCGCGGCGGUCAAAGGGCAAGGCCAAGGCCGCAGAGGGGAGCCGGGCGACGUCGGGUGCAGCCCCGUUGCCGAGGCUGAGCCAGAAGAGCCUGUUCCUUGCGCUGUAUGCCAAGCUCAUAUCGGGGGAGAAGCGCAGGAACGAAGAGUCCGAGAUGGUUAUGGGCCCCCAGGACCUGGGGACGGUGGUGAACAAGCAGCUCUUGGUGGUGGGGAGGUACUUGGCCGCCUGGUUCAAGGAGAGGACGACGGCGGACGAGGACGCGUCGGGGAGUCAGGGGUGGCUGGAGUAUCUAUACGGCAUGGUUCUCGCCAAGGAGAAGAAUGACGCCCAGGCCAUGGAUUACUUCAUCCGGAGCGUACACAAGUAUCCCAUGAACUGGGGCUGCUGGCUAGAAAUGACGUCCAUCAUAUCGAGGGUUGAGGAACUCAAUCAGAUAGCACGACACUGCCCUCAAAACAUAGUAUCCUUCAUGUUCCACCUCUACACAUCCCUCGAGCUGUACCAGCAGACACCCAACCUCGCCAACUCGCUCGAACAGCUGCUGUCGAUAUUCCCGACGUCCUCGUUCCUCCUCACCUGCAACGCCCUGCUGGCAUAUCACGCCAAGGACCUCAUGGCGGCCGAACACCACUUCAGCCGGCUGCUCUCGCUGCACCCCCACAGACUCGACUCCCUGGACCACUACUCCAACAUCCUCUACGUCCUCAACAUGCGCCCGAAGCUGGCGUUUGUGGCGCACCUCUGCUCGAGCGUCGACAAGUUCCGCCCCGAGUCGUGCGUCGUCAUCGGCAACUACUACUCCCUCCUGUCCAUGCACGAAAAGGCAGUCCAGUACUUUAGAAGAGCGCUGACGCUCGACCGCUCGUGCCUGUCCGCCUGGACGCUCAUGGGCCACGAGUACGUGGAGCUCAAGAACACCCACGCGGCCAUCGAGUCGUACCGCCGCGCCGUCGACGUCAACCGCCGCGACUACCGCGCCUGGUACGGCCUCGGCCAGACGUACGAGAUGCUCGAGAUGCACACCUACUCGCUCUGGUACUACAAGAAGGCGGCCGGCCUGCGGCCCUGGGACGGCAAGAUGUGGAUGGCGGUGGGCUCGUGCCUCCAAAAGAUGGGCCGCGAGCGCGACGGCAUCAAGGCGCUGAAGCGGGCGCUCCUCGCGGACGCCUACUACGACGUGGGUAGCAGCUUCGGCAGUGGCGGCGACCUCGUCGGCGCCCGCGGCGCGACGGGGCACAUGGACCCCGAGAUCCUGCUCCAGAUCGCCGCCAUGCACGACCAGCUCGGCGAGGAGGACGAGGCCAAGGCCUACAUGGAGCUCUGCGUGGCCCAGGAGGAGGGCGGGGCCGCCGCCGACGCCAACAAUCUCGGCGAGUCCUCCGUCGUGAUCCACUCCGACUCGCCCGCCUCGGAGGACUACGCCGACCGGGAAGACGCGCCCGCCGCGUCGGCCGGCGCGGACGGUGGCGCCGAGGGGACCGGCGUGACCGCCGCUACGAGCAAGGCGCGCAUGUGGCUCGUCAAGUUUGCCAUGCGCACGUCCGACUACACGACUGCCAAUAGGCUUGCCACGGAGCUAUGUCAGGACGGCGUCGAGGUCGAGGAGGCAAAGGCGCUCGUGAGGGAGAUUAGGUCCCGAAUGGAGGCCUCGGGCAUGUUUGGCUCGGACGGUUAG
This is a messenger RNA of Metarhizium album ARSEF 1941, 2052 nucleotides long. Its product is annotated as Cdc23. Gene Ontology annotation, molecular function: protein binding. Lineage: Eukaryota; Fungi; Ascomycota; Sordariomycetes; Hypocreales; Clavicipitaceae. The transcript is spliced from 4 exons. Gene Ontology annotation, cellular component: anaphase-promoting complex. The record is from RefSeq and is a predicted model, not a curated record. Bases 1 to 2052 code for a protein of 683 amino acids. Gene Ontology annotation, biological process: cell division.